This is a messenger RNA of Fusarium venenatum, 3051 nucleotides long. Its product is annotated as MCM2/3/5 family-domain-containing protein. Lineage: Eukaryota; Fungi; Ascomycota; Sordariomycetes; Hypocreales; Nectriaceae. Gene Ontology annotation, molecular function: ATP binding; single-stranded DNA binding; single-stranded DNA helicase activity. Gene Ontology annotation, cellular component: nucleus; MCM complex. The record is from RefSeq and is a predicted model, not a curated record. Gene Ontology annotation, biological process: DNA replication; mitotic DNA replication initiation; double-strand break repair via break-induced replication.
AUGUCGUCUCCCACGAAAAGGUCGACACGCGGUUCAGCGACUCCUCGCCGUUCUGCUCGCAAUCCCGAUGCAGGAAACUCGCAGCUAGAGGUCCCUUCAAGUCCUCCUCUCAACUACCAGUCUUCGUCGCCAGGACCCAGCGGUCAGAAUGACCUCCCCGGCGGCGUUUCCUCGCCAUUCGCGCAGAUGACAAACAGCCAGAGCACUCGAGCUCGCAGCAAUAUCCCUAGCUCGCCUUUUCGCCAGAUGACAGAUACCCAAAGCGACAUUGAUCCCCAGAGAACCCCCCGAGCUAACCCAACAACCCCUGCCUACCAUGGAGGAUCUUCUCCUGUUCGCUACGAUCCCAGCUCAAGCCCCGGAAGGUCACUACGGCAUCAGUCGGAGCUUCGAAGUGAAGCAAGUGGACUAUUCCUGGGUUCCCAGAUUGGUUCACCUGCGCCUCACCGUCGAGGUGAUAUCAAUUCUGAUGCAGCACGAACACCUCGUGCCUCUCGUCGGGUUAUUCUUGACGACGCUGGUCGUGUGGUUCGUGAGGGCCCAGCUGAUGGAUCCGACGUCGCUUCAUUCGCGAAUAGAGACCCUAACACCUCAGAGGCUGAUGUUCUCGGUGGACAAGGACAGAGUCUCAUCUGGGGUACGACCGUUUCCAUCGACGAUACUUUUGCCUCAUUCAAGGAGUUUCUUCGCAACUUUACACAGAAAUAUCGUAUGUAUCGCGAUGGUGCGUCUGACGAGGAAGUUCAGAACGAUCCUGAUGCGGAAUCGAAACCAUACUGGGAGGCUCUGGAGAACAUGCUGCUUCUGGGCGCGACACGACUUUACCUCGACAUCUCUGACUUGAAUCUUUACCCACCUACACGAAAGCUGUGGCAUCAAAUUCAAGCAUACCCUCAAGAAAUUGUGCCUGUUAUGGAUCAGUCCGUUCACGACAUGAUGGUAGAAAUUGCCCGAGCAGAGACUAUGAGAAACCGUUCUCAGAGCACUACUGGCCACCAGGCUUCUCAACACAGCACCCAGAGCUCUGAACCUAAUUUCCCUAGCUCAGAUAGACCCGAGGAGGCACCCACGCCUCGAGCACAGCCCGACCAACAGCAAGCUUCCCUGGAGGAUCAGGUAUCUUCAUCUAUCUAUGUUCUCCGACCUUUCGGGUUGGACAAGACAACUAAUCUGCGAGAUCUCAACCCUUCUGAUAUGGACCGCCUUAUUUGCAUCAAGGGCCUUGUCAUCCGUACAACCCCUGUCAUUCCUGAUAUGAAGGAUGCUUUCUUCCGUUGCAAUGUUUGCAACCAUUCUGUCAACGUUGGUCUCGAUCGUGGCAAGAUCCGUGAACCUACCGAGUGUCCCCGUGAGAUCUGCAAGUCCAAGAACUCCAUGUUGAUUGUUCACAACCGAUGUUCUUUCGAAGACAAACAAGUUAUCAAGCUUCAGGAGACGCCCGAUGCGGUACCUGCUGGCCAGACACCUCAUUCAGUCUCUGUCUGCGUUUACAACGAGCUCGUCGAUUUCUGCAAGGCCGGUGACCGUGUUGAGCUGACUGGUAUCUUCCGCGUUAGCCCUGUUCGUGUCAACCCCGCCCAACGUGCCGUCAAGAGCGUCCAUAAAACCUAUGUUGAUGUUUUGCAUAUUCAGAAGGUCGACAAGAGGCGCAUGGGCGCUGAUCCGUCAACCCUCGGAAUUGCCGGCGAGGAGGAUGCUGAGGCUGGAGAGAAUGGCAUCGAAGAGACACGGAAGAUCAGCGUCGAGGACGAGGAAAAGAUCCGAGAGACAGCCGCUCGCGACGAUAUUUACGAUCUUCUCUCUCGUUCUUUGGCUCCUUCGAUCUACGAAAUGGACGACGUCAAGAAGGGUAUUCUGCUGCAACUCUUUGGUGGUACCAACAAGUCGUUCCAAAAAGGUGGUAGCCCCAAAUACCGAGGUGACAUCAAUGUCCUCCUUUGUGGUGAUCCUUCAACAGCCAAGUCUCAAAUGCUUUCGUACGUUCACAAGAUUGCUCCCCGCGGUGUCUACACCAGUGGUAAGGGAUCAUCCGCUGUGGGUUUAACUGCCUACGUCACGCGUGACCCAGAGACAAGACAGCUCGUUCUCGAGUCUGGAGCUCUUGUCUUGUCAGACGGCGGUGUCUGCUGUAUCGACGAGUUCGAUAAGAUGUCGGAUGCUACCCGCUCAGUACUCCACGAAGUGAUGGAGCAGCAGACUGUUUCAGUUGCCAAGGCUGGCAUCAUCACUACUCUCAACGCGCGAACAAGCAUUCUCGCCUCAGCCAACCCUAUCGGUAGUCGUUACAACCCCGACCUCCCUGUUCCCCAGAACAUCGACCUUCCUCCCACACUCCUCUCUCGAUUUGAUCUCGUGUAUCUCAUGUUGGACACUGCUGAUGAGAAGAAUGAUCGUCGCUUGGCCAAACAUCUUCUGUCUCUUUACCUCGAGGACAAGCCUCAGUCGGCUCCUACUGACAACGACAUUCUGCCUGUUGAGUUCUUGACCCUCUAUAUCUCUUAUGCGCGGUCUAAGAUCCAGCCUGUCAUCUCGCAGGAGGCUGCCCAAGAGCUUGUCGAAUGCUAUGUCGCCAUGCGUGCUCUCGGACAAGAUGUUCGCUCUGCUGACAAACGUAUCACUGCUACAACCCGUCAACUCGAGAGCAUGAUCCGUCUGUCAGAAGCUCAUGCCAAGAUGCGUCUUUCCGAAACAGUUACUCGUGACGAUGUCCGUGAGGCCAACCGUCUUAUUCAGAGCGCCUUGAAGACUGCUGCUACAGACGCCAAUGGUCGCAUUGACAUGAGUCUUCUCACCGAGGGAACUAGUGCUGCUGAUCGCAAGCGUCGUGAGGACCUCCGUACUGCUAUUCUGCGUCUCUUGGACGACAUGACCGCCGGAGGUAACACAGUUCGAUGGGGCGACGUCUCUCGCCGGCUGAGUGAGGGUGCCAGCAUUCCCGUUGAACAAUCUGAGUUCAACGAAGUGAUGAGGGCUCUGGAGGCUGAGAAUGCUAUUAUGAUCAUGGGCGAAGGCGCAAGAAGGACCAUCCGUAGGGUGAAUUCCGUUGCAUAA